CGCGUUUUAUCAUUUUCCGUUGUUUCUCGUCUCCUUCAAGAUCUCUCUCUGCAGAACAGAAACCCUAAAUCUCACCGGAAAACGAUAACGCCGAGCCGGAGAUUUCCAUUUCUUCUUCAACAAUGUCUUCUUCCUCUUCAUCGAAGAACCUAUCUCAGGAGAAUCCGAUUCCUCGUCCGAACUUAGCCAAGACUCGAACCUCACUCCGCGAUGUUGGAAACCGUCGUGUUCCCCUUGGCGACAUCACAAAUCAGAAGACUGGAUCAAGAAAUUCUUCUUCGUCGUCUACUCUGGUUCAUUGUUCGAAUAAGAUCUCCCAAUCGAAGAAAGCAUCAAAGCCUGCUUUAUCUCGUAAUUGGAAUUUGGGAAUUCUCGAUUGCGGUUUACCUCCCAAGUCAAAUGCGAAUUCAAACAUAAUCGUUCCUUACGAAGACACCGAAUUGCCUCAAAUCGAUGAUAGUCUUCUAUCUUCAUCACCUGGAUUAUCUGUUGAUGCCUCUCCUACUCACUCAGACCCGUCAAUUUCCACUCAUGACUCUCUCAAGAGCCACAUUGUAGAACACAUGGUCGAGAGCAGUACUGAUGAUGGAAAUGAUGAUGAUGAGAUUGUUAACAUUGAUAGUGACUUGAUGGAUCCACAGCUUUGUGCUUCCUUUGCUUUUGAUAUCUACGAGCAUUUGCGUGCAUCUGAGGUAAAGAAAAGACCGGCCCUAGAUUACAUGGAAAGAAUUCAGUUAAACAUCAACGCUAGCAUGCGUUCUAUACUCAUUGACUGGCUCGUGGAGGUUGCUGAAGAGUAUAGGCUUUCGCCCGAGACGUUGUAUUUGGCAGUGAACUAUGUAGAUCGGUAUCUUACGGGCAAUGCAAUUAACAAGCAAAAUCUGCAGUUACUUGGUGUUGCCUGCAUGAUGAUAGCAGCAAAAUAUGAAGAAGUGUGUGUGCCACAAGUAGAGGAUUUCUGUUACAUCACUGAUAACACAUACUUAAGAAACGAGCUUUUGGAGAUGGAGUCUUCUGUUCUGAACUACUUGAAGUUCGAAUUAACAACUCCGACAGCAAAAUGUUUCUUGAGGCGCUUUCUUCGUGCUGCUCAAGGCAGAAAGGAGGUACCAUCACUGCUGUCUGAGUGUCUGGCCUGCUAUCUCACCGAAUUAUCGCUGUUAGAUUACGCUAUGCUUCGAUACGCUCCAUCACUUGUUGCAGCCUCUGCAGUUUUCUUGGCACAAUACAUACUACACCCUUCAAGAAAACCAUGGAACGCUACGCUAGAGCAUUACACAUCGUACAGGGCUAAACAUAUGGAAGCAUGCGUUAAGAAUCUUCUUCAGCUGUGUAAUGAGAAACCCUCAUCUGACGUGGUUGCAAUCAGAAAGAAGUACAGUCAACACAAAUACAAGUUUGCAGCAAAGAAGCUUUGCCCCACAUCACUACCGCAAGAGCUCUUCCUCUGCUAGUGUUUCUUUUUCUUUUCCCUCUUUUCUUGUAGAUAUUGUUGAUAAAAACUCAUCAACCGGGUCAGGCAAAUAUAUUCAGUUCGAUAGAGAUUUGUAGAUGAAAAUACCACUUAUCAAUACAAAGGGCUGUUUCGUUACAAGUAUAUAUGUGAACCGAGUUCUGAGCUA
Messenger RNA from Arabidopsis lyrata subsp. lyrata, 1622 nucleotides. Its product is annotated as cyclin-A1-2. Gene Ontology annotation, cellular component: cytoplasm; nucleus; cyclin-dependent protein kinase holoenzyme complex. The coding region runs from base 123 to 1454 and encodes 443 amino acids. The record is from RefSeq and is a predicted model, not a curated record. Gene Ontology annotation, molecular function: cyclin-dependent protein serine/threonine kinase regulator activity. Lineage: Eukaryota; Viridiplantae; Streptophyta; Magnoliopsida; Brassicales; Brassicaceae. The transcript is spliced from 10 exons. Gene Ontology annotation, biological process: regulation of cyclin-dependent protein serine/threonine kinase activity; mitotic cell cycle phase transition.